Molecule: messenger RNA, 221 nt
Organism: Sphaeroforma arctica JP610
Lineage: Eukaryota; Ichthyosporea; Ichthyophonida
Exons: 1
Source: RefSeq, a predicted model, not a curated record
AUGGACCUUGCAAACCUGCACUUCUCCGGGAAAGGCCUGUACAGAAAUCGUUCCCGCGCUAUAGAGAUCUUGGACCGGUGCUCCAACUAUCCGAGUAUUGAGUACGAGCCCAAGAUGGCCUCUGAACUCGAGAUGGUUCAGCUGGAGUGUUCUCAGAAUCUAGCCUUCUUUUACUUCAAUAGCUGGGGUAAUCGAACUGUAAAGGCGGACUAUGCCUUGAG